This is a messenger RNA of Rattus norvegicus (Norway rat), 5324 nucleotides long. NCBI's taxonomy places the organism in Eukaryota, Metazoa, Chordata, Mammalia, Rodentia, Muridae. The record is from RefSeq and is a predicted model, not a curated record.
UUGGGUGCAGAGAACUGUUUAUCCGGUCUGUUUCCUUCAGGUUCAGGCGGUGUCUCAGGCAGGGGUCCUGCCGCUCCUGGGCCCUCCCCCACGGGAGCCCAGAGGCCUUAUACAGUUUCCUCUUGGGCCAGGGAUGUGGGCAGGGGUGAGCAGUGUUGGUGGUCUCUUCCGCUCUGCAGCCUCAGGAGUGCCCACCUGACCAGGCGGUGAGGUCUCUCUCUCUCACGGGGUCUCUAUAAUUUUGAUCAAUAUAUUUACUGUUCCUUUAAGUUGGGAGUCUUUACUUUCUCCUAUAUCUAUUAUCCUUUGGUUUGAUCUUCUCAUUGUGUCCUGGAUUUCCUGUAUGUUUUGGGCUAGGAGCUUUUUCCAUUUUACAUUAUCUUUGACAGUUGUGUCAAUGUUUUCUAUGGUAACUUCUGCCCCUGAGAUUCUCUCUUCUAUCUCUUGUAUUCUGUUGGUGAUGCUUGUAUAUAUGGCUCCUGUCCCUUCCUUAGGUUUAAUAUAUCAAGGGUUGUCUCCCUUUGUGCCUUCUCUAUUGUUUCUUUUUCCAUUUUCAAUUCCUUCACCUGUUUGGUUAUGUUUUCCUGUAAUUCUUUCCAGGACUUUUAUCUUUCCUCUCUAAGGGCUUCUACUUGUUUACUUCUGUUUUCCUGCAUUUCUUUAAGGGAGUUCAUUAUGUUUUUCUUAAAGUCUUCCAUCAUUAUUCAAAAAAAUGUGUUCGUAAAUCUAAAUCUUACUUUUCCCGAUGUGUUUGGAUAUCCAGUAUUUUCUUUGGUGGGAGAACUGGGCUCCAAUGAUGCCAAGUAGUCUUGGUUUCUGUUGCUUGGAUUCCUGCGCUUGUCUCUAGCCAUUGGGUUGUCUCUGGUGUUUGCUUGUCUUGCUGUUUCUGAGAAUGACUUGACCCUGCUGUAGGCCUCCGUGUCAGCUCUCCUGUAGAACUGUUUUCCUGUUUGUUUUUUUUUGUUUUGUUUAGUUUUUCAGCCUUUUCUGAGAAGAGGUGCUCCGGUUUCAGGUGUGUCAACACUCCUGGAGACUGUCUUUCAGCUCUAGGUGUGGACAUGGAUCAAAGGGUCCUGCCCCUGAUUGCUCCUAGGACCUUGCACCUAUGGGGCACAGUUGGCACUAGGCGAUUCCCUCUUGGGUCCUGACUGAGGGAAGUGGGUAGCCUCCUCUGACUUCUCAGAAGUGUCCACACUUUUGAGAGUCCAGCUCUCUCCCCCAUAGGAUUUGGGUACAAGGAGCUGUUUGGCCGGUGCAGUUCGGUCCUGUGCACAGACCAGAACCAUGGCUAUUGGCAUCAGAUUGUUCCUAUAUUCCUGUGUCCAGAGGAACCUUGGACCAGGGAUGUGGACCGAAGUGUGCAGAAGUGGCAAUCUGUCCUGCAGUUUCACGAUGUCUGCACUCCUGGGUGUUCAACUCUCUUUCCCAAGGUAUUUGGGUGCAGGGAACUAUGGGAUGAUAUCAGUUCACUUCCGGCCAGAGCCAGAAACAGAAAGUUCCCUGACCCUGAGGACUUAUGUCUCUGUGUCUCCUGAAUCUACCAGGCAGGUCACUUGGUAGCAGAAAAGUGGGUCUUACCUCUGCUCUCAGGUGUGUUAGCACUCCUGCAGACUGUCUUCCAGCUCUAGGCACUGGCAGGAAUCAGAGGGUCCUGCCCCUGAUUGUUCCUAGGUGAUUGCACCCAGGGGGCACAUUUGGCACUAGGUUAUUCCCUCUUGGAUCUGGACUGUGGGCAGAGGGUAGUCUCCUCUGACUUCUCAUCAGUGUCCACACUUCUGAGGUUCCAGCUCUCUCCCACAUGGGAUUUGGGUUCAGGGAGUUGUUUGGACGGUUCAGAUCAGUCCUGUGUGCAGACCAGAACUGUGGGAACAAGCAGCUGUCUGUUCCUAUAUUCCUGUUUCCAGAGGCACUGUGCAGUUUCCCCUCUGAACGGGGAUGUAGGCAGUGGUGUACAGAAGUGGCAUUCUGUCCUGUGUUCUCAUGAUGUCUGCACUCCUGGGUGUUCAGCUCUCUUCCUCACCGGCUUGAAUUCUAUUUAAUGUGAAUUGUAAGAAAUAAUUGAAUAUUUUAAAAUUCGUUCUUUGAAAAUUGACCCCAAAUCAUUCUUUAAUUAAAAGGGAGAAAUAUAUUAAUCUUUUUGUUUGUACUUUUUUUUUUUUUACUUUUUGAGAAUGUGAUUCUCUGUGUAUAGCUAUGACUGUCCUGGAACUGGAACCAGAUUAGGCUUAGAAUCAUAGCUCUGACAAAGUACAGAGUUGGAGGCUUACAGCCAACCAUGGGGACCACAAUGGAAGAUUUAGAGAAAGAAUUGAAGGAGCUGAAGGGUUUUGCAACCCCAUAGGAAAAACAACAAUAUCAACUGACUAGACCCCAGAGUUCCCAAGAAUGAAACCACCUACCAAAGAGUAUACAUGGAGGACCCCUUUGCUCCAGCUGCAUAUGUAGGAGAGGAUGACAUUAUCUGGCAUCAAGAGAAGGAGAAACACUAGUUCCUGUGAGGGCUCAAUUUCCCCAGUGUUAGGAAAUGCCAGGGAGAUGAGGUGGGAGAGGAUGGUUAGAAGGGGCAGCACCCUCAUAGAAGCAGGGGAAUGGGGGAUUGGAGGCAGGUUCUGGAGGGGAAACCAUGAAAGGGGAUAACAUUUGAAAUGUAAAUACAUAAUAUAUCCAAUAGAAAAAGAAUCAUAGUUCUGUCUGCUUCUGAGUCUUUAGUCCUAUGAUUAAGGCAUGUACCAUCACAUCCUGGAAAAACUUUAUAAUUUAGAAAAUGUAUCUAAUAGUUUUUAUUUUAAAAAUACAGAUAUAUCUACUUCUAAAAGAAAAAAAUAUUCUUCUUCAGUGGGAGUGCUAUAUAGAUAAAAUUAAAUUAUGACUACUUUAUUCUAGUUAACUUUAUGAAAUAAUGUAUACUUAAUAUAUUUCCAGGAUUUCUUGACCAUAAUAUAUUUAUUUCCCUUUUUAAUAGGCAUGAAAAUGACUUCUGCAAACUUGGCAACAGGAAUAUUUCUCUUCUCCCAGACUGCAAUGGGAAUGAUUGGCAAUUCCUCAAUACUAUUUUAUUAUAUCAUUUUGAUAUUCACUGGCAAGCAUUUAAUGCCGAAAGACCAGAUUAUAGAGCACCUGACAUUUGCCAACUGUUUGUCUAUCAUCUCAAAAGGCAUUCCACAGUCUCUGUCAGAUUUGGGAUUUAAGGAUUUCCUAGAUGAUAUUGGAUGUAAACUGAUAAUGUUUAUUUACCGAAUAGUGAGGGGGAUGUCUCUGUAUGCAAUGUGCCUAUUGAGUUGCUUCCAAGCAAUCACAAUCAGCCCCAGGAACUCCAGGUGGAUGAUGCUUAAACACAGAGCCACAAAGUACAUUGGUCCCUCCUGCUUAGUCAGUUGGCUUCUGCACCUGCUUCUAAACAUCACAGCUCCAAUAAAAGUGACAGGCCCCAUUUCUAGAAAAAAUGUGACAAACAUGAUGAGUUAUGGUUACUGCUCAUGGUUCACUUCCAACAGUGUUGCCAGUACAUUGUAUAUGUUCAUAUUGUGCUUCUGUGAUGGCCUGUGUCUGAGUCUCAUGGCAUGCUCAAGUGUUUCCAUGGUGAAUAUCCUGUACAGACAUAAGAGACAAGUCAAACAUAUCCACAGUGCUCAACAUUUUUUGAAAGUCUUGCCUGAGGACAGAGCCACCCUAAUUAUUCUUAUCCUAGUAUGCACAUUUGUCAUUUCUUACUUCAUCUCUUCUAUUCGUGUAAUCCUUACCACAUUCUCUGUGGGAUCAGUGCUAUGGGGAGUGAGUUUAUUUAUAUUUCUAGAAAUAUGCUUUCCCAUAUUUUGCCCCUUUGUUCUCAUCUGCAAUAUCAAGUGUAAUUUCCAAAUGUUUUUACCCUGCUGUUGUAAGUGAUAGCUCUCUCCAAAUACCACUUAAUAUAUGCUCAUUUUUCUUAUACACUGCCAUAUUAUAUUCUUUUAACAAAUGUACAUCAGUAAGACUACAGUUUGAAAUUUUCAAUCAUCCUUUAACUGACUCCUCUUGACAUGUGUUUUGAUUACUAUUUGUUUUAUCAUAGUUUAUUUUUUACAGAACUUAUUAUCCAAUAAUGAGCAAAUUUCAAAUAUAUUGAAUCACCACAAUAUACAAGCUAUUUUGUAAUAUUACACAUAAUAUAGGAGUACCUAAAAAAUACAUCUGGGACCAGACCUCAUCUGUAGCCUAUAGAAUCAAGUAAUGAUUUCUUGACACAUCUCUCUCUCUCUCUCUCUCUCUCUCUCUCUCUCUCUCUCUCUUUCCAUAUAUAUGUGUAUAUAUGUAUAUAUACACGUGUAUAUACAUAUAUGCAAAUAUACACACAUUUGUUAUACAGACACACAUAGACAUAAACACGCUUGCACAAAACAGUUAGUUAUACACAUAUUCAUAUAUGUGUGUAUACUUUUAUUUUUAUGGGUUUGUGAAUUUAUUCUGCAUGUAUGUCUGGGCACCACAUGUACAAAGUACUUCCAUUGAUCAGAAGAUGCAUUAAAAAAUGUAAAACGGCAGUUACACAUUCUUGUGUACCAACAUUGAGUGCUGAAGUUAAAACCUGCAUCUUUUGGAAUAGCAAUCAGUGCUCUUAACCACCAAUCCGUUCUUUACACAAUGAGCACGUUUUUAUCAUUUAAAUAUUUUAAUGUUUUUUACAAGUGUGUGCCUCAGCACAACUAUAUGCGUCACAAACAAUGUCUGUUGCCUAUAGCUGCAAGAAGAGCGUGUUGGAUCUCCUGUAACUAGAGUUACAUGCAGCUGUGAGCUUCCUGAUGUGCUUGCUGGGAAUUGAACUCAGUUUCCUUUGAAAUAUCAUUAUACGUUUCCACACUUAACCAGCUAUCUAGCUCCAAGUUUUUGCUUAUUACUUCUCAUGUGUAGGAACUACAAUCCUUUAAAUAUCAUAUGGUCUGAAAAUGUUGCAAAAAAAUGAAUGUGACCAUAGUCGCCUUAAAAAUAGUCAUCAGUCUCAGAAAAAAAAUUGCAUUUUCCUUCAUGUAAAAUCAAGGAACAAAAAGAUAUCAGAGGACAAUAUGAACUACUGAGAAGAGGAAAAGAACCAUAGAGUAAAAAUGAGGUAUAUAAAUGAGAUAAUGAAGGAUAAAUAUGAUUCAGUUACAAAAUACAUAGACAUGAAAGCAUCACAAUGUAAACCAUUACUUCGUACAAUUAAUAAAUACUUUAAAAUAUAAAGUAAUUGAAACUUGUUACCACCUCCUGUUACAUAUUUGGUUCAUUUUACUAAUGUAACUAUUGCCAUACCUCCAUAUCCUACAUGCCAUGUACUAUUACAUUGACUUUCUAAAAGUUUCAUCAAAAUA